Nerophis lumbriciformis (worm pipefish) is the source of this 3720-nucleotide messenger RNA. Lineage: Eukaryota; Metazoa; Chordata; Actinopteri; Syngnathiformes; Syngnathidae. The record is from RefSeq and is a predicted model, not a curated record.
GAAGAGGAGACUCGUCAGAAAUUGCUUCGCAGUGUAAAGAAAGAGGUGAAACAGAUCAUGGAGGAGGCGGUGACGAGAAAAUUUGUCCAUGCUGACAGCAGCCACAUUGGUUCCUUCUGCGCGGUGGUGGAGGCCUGCGUGCUGCACGGGCUAAAACGGCGUAUCGCGGGUAUGCUGUGCAGCAACAAAGUGGCGGCGCUCUUCAUGAAAGUGGCCAAAAGCUACGCCCCUGCAGAACAGCUGUGCCACAAAGUCCAAGAGCUGGAGCACCUCAUAGAAAACAGCAAACGAAACAAUUCUUCACAGAGCAACGAGCGCAGUCGGCAGUCAAAGUUGAGCAACCUUUCACCUCUGGCCCUCAAACACAUAUGGAUCAGAACCGCAUUGUUGGAAAAGCUCCUGGACAAAAUCAUCCUGUAUUUAGUAGAGAACUCUAGUACUUUUUACGAGAAAGAAGCCAUGAUCAUGGAUCCUGUGGAUGGACAAAUUCUUGCAUCACUAUUGGUGGGUCCCUGUGCUUUGGAGUACACUCAAGUCAAGACCUCGGACCAUUUCUGGACAGACCCAUCAGCUGACGAACUUGUACAGAGACAUCGUAUUCACAGCGGUCACAGUCGACAGGACUCUCCCUCCAGGAGGCCUGCCCUGAUCCAAAAGAGACAAUCCAGUGGGAGCAUGGACGAUCGCCCUCUGGUGUGGGCGAGGGAAUAUGUGGAGUCAUUGCACCAAAAUUCCAGAGCAACGUUGCUGUUUGGCAAGAACACCGUGCUGGUGCAGCCUAGGGACGACAUGGAGGCCAUACCGGGUUACCUCUCCCUGCAUCAGACAGGAGAGCUGAUGACACUCAAAUGGACGCCCAAUCAGCUAAUGAAUGGCAACGCAGGGGAGCUGGAUUCUGAGAAGAGUGUCUACUGGGAUUACGCCAUGACGAUUCACUUGGAGGAGAUAGUGUAUCUCCACUGUCAUCAGCAAGUGAACAGUGGUGGAACCUUGGUGUUGGUGAACCAGGAUGGCAUCCAGAGGCCCCCCUUGCAUUUCCCCAAAGGAGGCCACCUGCUCCAGUUUCUCACUUGCCUGGAGACGGGCCUUCUUCCUCACGGACAACUGGAGCCACCGCUUUGGAACCAGAGAGGAAAGGGAAAGGUUUUCCCCAAAUUGAGAAGGAGAAGCCCACAUAGCUCCUGUGACUCAGUGUCUGAUAAAGAGGAUGAUGAAUCCACAGAUUACGUGUUUCGAAUCCUCUUUCCUGGAAAUCAAAUGGAGUUCAUGCCUUUGGAGCUGGUGGACCAGGGUAUGAACAUGUGGGAACAGACACCCAGGAAUUCCUCAGAAUCCUCCUGCUCACAGACUGGAUCGUCUGAUAGCUCUCUGCCAAGUGGCUGCAUUCAGGAAAGGGCUCCUCUGAAGCUCCUCUGUGACACCAUGAGGUACCAGAUCAUCUCCCGUGCAUUUUACGGAUGGCUGGCAUAUUGCCGUCACUUGUCCACAGUUCGCACCCACCUUUCUGCUCUGGUCAACACCACCAUAGUCGUCCCUGAUGUGCCCUCUAAUGCAAGGGGAGGUCUCUCUGCUGAUGUUUGGGCCAAGUUUCUUCAGGACAGCUCUGCCUAUGAGGAGCUUGAGAUACACAGACUGGUGUAUUUUGGAGGUGUGGCACCUUCACUUCGCAAAGAAAUCUGGCCUUUUCUCCUUGGACACUACCAGUUCACAAUGAGUGAGAAAUGCAGGCUGGAGAUUGACGAGCAGAUGCGCCUCAUGUAUGAGCAUACCAUGAAGGAGUGGCAAGGUUGUGAAGCAAUGAUGCGACAGAGGGAGCAGGAGAAACAUGCGGAAGCCCUCGCCAGAUGUUUGUCGAGCACUCGCACUGAGGGUGGGCAGGUGUCGGAGCAAGAAUCCACUAUUAGCACAGAUUCAUCACUAUGCAGUAGUUCGGAUCCGCAGAGUACUCAGUCGCAGAACGACUGCAACAGCAGUGCGCCGGUGUUUACAUCCGUUGAUGCUGUGGAUCCCAUUGAGACCAGACCCAAUGGAUAUCAGAUAGAGCACAAAAGUCCAAUAAAGGAUGUCCCAGCUGAUUCCUUUGAGUCCAGCAAUCUAUCCUGCCAAGAUGUUUUUAAACCACUCCAAACUUGUGACAGUUACCUUCUUUUAACCGAGCCACCCAUUGCAUCGGCAAUCUUACAGCAGUCAGUCACCGCAGCCGAUGUCGUAAGCGAGGAAUCUACAGCUGAGGGGCUUCCAAAGACCGUCGAGGUCCUUGAGCAGGCACCUAAGGACAGACUCUUUGAAAGUGACAGCAUGGAGAGUAAUGAAGUUCUUGGAAUAAUUUCAGAAGCUGUGGACAAACCUGACAACAUUAAUAGACAAGCUCCAAUGGACAACACAAACAUUAUUAGGCUGGAGAAAGAGAUUCAGAAUCAGUAUUUUCAAGCGCCACCACUUGGACAGACUUUAAAAGCACAGAAUGUAGAGGAACAAGAAACGGAUGAGUCAGAAAAAGACAAUCUUUUAACAAUCGGCUCUGAAAAGGCAGAGAUACUUGACAACCUGCGCUCGCAAUUAUUGGCUGGCUGUCUCUUAGAGGUAGAAAAUGCUGAGUCUGUACACACAGGUGCCAGAAAUGUAUCAGACAUCUCAAACUCACCAGUCAGGCAAGUACUAGAUGUUUUUCAGUCGGCAUCCCGCGGGAGCCUUUCCCUGUCAUCCCAUAUAAGACAGUCCCCGGACUCGGAUGACUCUCCCUCAGCUCUAGAAAUGGAGGAGAUUCCUUCCGGGGUGGCCUGCUUGAACUUCGAGGAACAGAAUACCAGGCCCUUGACGGUACUCGCGAUCCCGCCCGCGUGUCUGGCUCGGAGACCCAACGCGGCAUCUGCGGAACUCGUCCCGGAUCCCCCGCCUGACACUGCGUGUAACACCAGCCCCGAGGACACUGAAGCUGGGCUGUCUGAAGAUGAGCCUGAUGCAGAAAAUGGGUUCGCGGCACCGAAAACUACGGAGGCAGAAGCAGAGUUCCAUCGGAAAGAUUGCUCAGCUCAACAACUGUAUUCUCAAGAAACCAUGGACAUGUAUCUCAUCAACUUGCAUCGCAUUGACAAAGAUGUCAGACGAUGUGACCGUACAUAUUGGUACUUCACGCCCGAAAACCUGGACAAGCUGAGGAAUAUCAUGUGCAGUUAUGUGUGGCAACACUUGGACACGGGUUACGUCCAGGGCAUGUGCGACAUACUGGCGCCUUUACUGGUUAUUCUGGACAAUGAGGUGAUGGCGUUUAGCUGCUUCACUGAGCUGAUGAAAAGGAUGAACCAGAACUUCCCUCACGGGGGUGCAAUGGACUCUCACUUUGCCAGCAUGUGCUCACUCAUCCAGAUCCUGGAUUCCGAGCUGUUUGAGUUGAUGCAGCAGAAUGGCGACUACACUCACUUCUACUUCUGCUACCGAUGGUUCCUUCUGGACUUUAAAAGAGAAAUGGUGUAUGAUGACGUGUUCUCUGUAUGGGAGACUAUCUGGGCUGCGGCGUGCACCACCUCAGAGCAUUUUGUGCUUUUCAUCGCACUCGCAUUGGUGGAAAUGUACAGGGAUAUCAUCCUGGAGAACAACAUGGACUUCACUGACAUCAUCAAGUUUUUCAAUGAAAUGGCUGAGCGACACGACAUCGCUCGGGUCCUUGCUAUGGCUCGAGAAUUGGUCCACAAAGUUCAGACACUCAUAGAAAACAAGUGA